AUGGAUGACAUCGACACCACCGCUGAAGAAACCUCAUUUACGGCCGAUGAUAAUGGUAGAAAUGAUGUCGGUCGGACCGAUAACGAUCAUAGUAAUGAAGAAGAUGACAACAGCGAUAACGAUUCAUGGUCAUCAUAUGAUAUCUUACCUUCAGAGGAUUUUUCAAAUAAUGAACAUGGUGCAGACAGUGAAAACGAAGAUGUGGACGUUGGGAAUGAGCAAAAUAAUUUUGAGGAAUCGUGGGCCGAUAACUUGAGCCAGGAGGGUUCAGAUGGUCCCGAUAGUGGUGACGACGAAGCAGAGCUGGACAUUGAGGAGGCUCAAUACCAGCAGCGCGUGUUGGAGACACGUUGGAAGGUCAUGGCUAUGACUUUUCGGUCACAAGGGGAUGCAUAUAUAUUCUACAACAGGCACGCCAAAGAACAUGGGUUCAACAUCAGGAGAGAGAAGGUGAAACGAGGGAAGGGUGCUUCAGGACUAAUAUGGUUCAGGCGGUUUUUUCUGCUCUAGGGGAGGGAGAAGGCAGAGGAAAUUCAUAACCAUGGAGGGUCGCACCCGCAGGCUUAGACCCGAGACUUGAUGCGAGUGCGGUGCACAGAUGGUGGUGAAAUUGGACAGGGCACGAGGAGUUUGGUUCAUCGCGUCAUUUGUAGAUGAUCACAACCAUGCGAUGGCUCGACCCGAUGAGGUUCCUUUUUUGUGGUCACACAGAUGGAUUGGAGAUGGCACGAGGGCAGAGAUACUGGCUAUGCAAGGGGCUGGAACCAGGAAGCAUAUAAUUGUGGACAACUUCAUCAGUAGGUACGGUUCGUAUGACAAAUGCGGACUUAUUAGGCGGGACGUGUACAAUCUUUGCUGCAGAGAGAAGAUGAAGCUCAUAGCAAAGGGUGAUGCUGAGACGGCAGUGGGCAUUAUGAGGAGCAGAAAGGCGAAGGACCCAGACUUCUUCUUCGAGUACGAGCUAGAUAAGGAAGGGCGGUUGAAGUGUAUGUUCUGGUGCGAUGCACAGUCGCGGAGGGACUAUCAGGACUACGGAGAUGUGGUCGUGUUUGACAGCACGUAUAAGAUGAACAGAUAUGGUAUGACGUUCGUCCCCUUCGUCGGUGUUAAUAACCACCGUUGCACAACAGUUUUUGGGUGCGCCAUUGUUUCCGACGAGAACGAAGCGACGUAUGUGUGGCUGCUCCAUACUUUUAUGAGGGAAAACUGUCAGCAGAAGCCAAAGUCAAUUAUCACAGACGGUGGCGCUGCAAUGCUCCGAGCGAUUCGGAGUGUCCUUUCAGAUGUGCUCCAUCAUAUUUGCUCGUGGCAUAUCGAGAAAAAUAUGCAGAGGCACCUACCUUACAAGUCACUAGAUGAGUUUAGAUCGCUCCUGUACUAUGCCACCUCUGAAGAGAACUUUGAGGAGAGAUGGACCGCCUUUGUCAAUAAAUGGAAGACGGAUAAAACUAAAGAGUGGCUGAGGAGGAUGUAUAGGAAGAGGAGACUAUGGGCAGCAUCAUAUCUUUCGGAUGGCUUUUUUCUUGGUAUGCGUAGUAACCAGAGGAGCGAAAGCCUCAACUCCUCCCUUCACCUUCACCUUCACCUCGACUAUGGUAUGACCAUAGUUGAUUUGGUAGUGCAUUAUGAGAACUGCAUAGUUCGCCUCCGUGAGAACGAGGCGAAUGAUGAUUGUGAGGCCAAUCAGAAAGUACCACCGGCGGUUACUGAAUAUAAGGACAUUGAGGAGCAUGCUGCCAAAGUAUUCACUCCUGCUAAUUUCUACAUUCUGCAAAAUGAUUUGAAGUAGAUGGGAGAACUGGAGAUAUUUGAGAUGCUGGUGGGAAUUAAGCGCCAGACCUUCAUCGUCACAUGGCAGAAUAACCACAAGUUCAGGUAUAAUGUUCUGUAUGAACCAGGUAACUCAGAAGAAACCUUAUCAUGCACGUGUCGCGGGAUGGUUCGGAAAGAGCUGCCUUGCAAACAUAUUCUCUUUGUUUUGCAUCAUCUUAAAUUGUCUGAAAUACCAAAGUGUUGUGUCCUCCAUCGGUUGUCGAAAGAUGCGAGAGAUGGGUUGCCAGCGCAAUGCAAGAGUGAUCUUUUUGGUUGGGGUUGGUCUGGGCCAGUCAAGUUAGCAUAAAAUCAGCAGAAGCUGCUCAUGUUGCAGCAAAUGAUCCCUUCUUGUUUGAUGAAUUGAUGAAGUGCCUAGACGGUAUAAUAGCAAGGAAGAAGAUCCCGGAAGAGGAACUCAUAGGAUGCAGAAGGUGUGCUCUAAUUGCGAAGCAGGCAAUUCAAGCGGAAGAAGGUGCAGCAGGUAUACGUGAUCCUGAGAAAGUUUCGACGAACGGUGCACCUAAGAAAGGCCGGUCAAAGGGUGGCCCUGACGUUAUGAAAAAUGGUAGACCUAAAGAUUUUAGAGAGAAGAAAAGUGGUCCAUUGUGCAGUCUUUGUAAUUUACCAGGUCAUAACAAGGCGACAUGUAGUCUAAACGAGAAGUAAGUUUUACAUUCUUAUUUCAGUUAUGUUGUGUGUUCGGUUUUACCAACUAUAUUUUCUCACACGCGUUCUUUAUAUUUCUUUCA
Molecule: messenger RNA, 2561 nt
Organism: Triticum aestivum (bread wheat)
Lineage: Eukaryota; Viridiplantae; Streptophyta; Magnoliopsida; Poales; Poaceae
Product: prostatic spermine-binding protein-like
Exons: 4
Coding region: 1-510 (169 amino acids)
Source: RefSeq, a predicted model, not a curated record